Molecule: messenger RNA, 4366 nt
Organism: Cynoglossus semilaevis (tongue sole)
Lineage: Eukaryota; Metazoa; Chordata; Actinopteri; Pleuronectiformes; Cynoglossidae
Product: integrin alpha-L
Exons: 31
Coding region: 101-3682 (1193 amino acids)
Biological process (GO): cell adhesion mediated by integrin; cell-cell adhesion; cell-matrix adhesion
Cellular component (GO): integrin complex; external side of plasma membrane
Molecular function (GO): integrin binding
Source: RefSeq, a predicted model, not a curated record
GAAAACACACACCCAAAGUGAAACAAAACAGGAAGCAUUGCAUGUUCCGCUGUGUUAUGCGAGAACAUUCGCACAAAGCAGAAACCGCAGCCUUAUGUGAAUGAUGCCAGAGUGCAGCCACUUUUUACCAUUCACCUACAUGGUGGCUUUGGCCAUCCCUCUUUUUGUGUCUUUCAACAUUGAUGUGGAAAAUCCAGAGGUUUACACUGGUGAAAGAAAAGAUUUCUAUGGAUACAAAGUCCUUCAGUUUACAUCUGGAACUAACAAAGGGAUCUUUGUUACUGCACCCCUAACGCGUAAUGGAUCAGGAAAAGUUUGCAAACCAAACAAAAACCAAAGCAGCCACUGCUUUGAUCUUCAAGAUGUGCCUUACAAAGAUAAAAAUCUCACUGUGAAAUAUCUGGGCUUGUCCAUUGCUGCUGACGCCACAGGUUCUGAAAUUGCUGUAUGCAGUCCCAGUGUGGCCCACGAGUGUAAUGACAACAUCUAUCUGAAUGGCAUGUGUUACAAAACAACUUAUGAACUUAACUCUUUCACCCCUGUGACUUCUGCUUUCCAAGAUUGUACAAAGAAGACAGUGGACCUGGUCUUUCUCUUCGACGGAUCUAACAGCAUGUCAGAAAUGGAGUUCAAGGAAAAUAAGUCGUUCAUUAAACAUAUCAUGAAUAGCCUGAGGAACACCACCAUCAAGUUCGCAGCGGUCCAGUUUUCCUCAUUCCACCGUACAGUUUUUAAUUUCAACGACGAUCAAGCUGGUACUGCUUAUAAGAAACUUGACCAAGAGAACCACAUGAAAGAACUCACCAACACUUACACAGCCCUACAAUUUGUGUUAAAUGAUAUCCUGGAAAAUCCAAAAGCUGGAGCCUCUCCUGAUGCAACCAAGGUUCUGGUUCUAAUAACAGAUGGAGAUCCGACUGAUCCAUAUAAAGAAAAUGGCAUUAUCGACAGAUACGUUAAGAAAGGAAUCAUUCGCUUUGUCAUUGCGGUCAAAACGGCUAAACUGGAUGCUUUUACAGCCAUUUCUUCACAACCACUAGAGAAAUAUGCCUUCAAAAUUGAACACUACGUAGGACUGACUGAUAUACUGGAAAGAUUCCAGAAGAAGAUUUUUAAAAUGGAAGGAUCAAGUGUGGCUCGAGCAGGAGACAUGACAAAUGAACUGUCUCAGAGUGGCUGCAGUGUAGUCUACUACAAUGGUACCUUGAUCCUUGGAUCAGUAGGAUCGCAUACCUGGAGUGGCUCUCUACAGGAGCACAGUAACAACAAAGAAAUACAAAUUGAAGAUCCGCACAUGCAGAAUGACUCAUACAUGGGAUACUCUCUUUCUGUGGGGAAGAGAGAUAACACACCAAUAUAUUUCACCGGUGCGCCAAGAUUUAAGCACUUGGGACAGGUUGUACUUUUUAGGCAUGAUGGCAGGGAGUGGAAGACUGCCCAAAGAGUAAAUGGCGAUCAGAUUGGUUCUUACUUUGGAGCAGAACUUUGCUCAGUAGAUAUUGACUUGAAUGGUGACACUGAUUUCCUCCUGGUGGGAGCUCCGAUGUUUUACCACCCUACUGAGAAGGGAGAAGGCCAGGUCUACGUCUAUGCCCUAACGAAUGAAAUACAACUGAAAAGUGAGUUAAAUAUAAAAGCAACGUCUGUAGGUAGAUUGGGCACCACCAUAUCCAGCCUGGCAGAUCUGAAUGGAGAUGGACUCACAGAUGUUGCCAUUGGUGCCCCAUUGGAUGAUGAUUCCAGAGGGGUGGUUUACAUCUUCCUUGGGGACAGGCAGAAAGGAAUACGCAGCACAUUCAGCCAGAGAAUCAGGGGACAGGACAUUGAUCCUGGACUGAAAUUCUUUGGACAGGCAGUUGAUGGAGGGAUUGACCUGGGCGAGGAUGGUCUGACCGAUAUUGUGAUUGGAUCACAAGGAGCGGCUGUUGUAUUAAGGUCCAGGCCUGUCUUUAAUGUCUUGGCACACCUCUCUUUCCUACCUGAGGAGAUCAGCACUGAGAGGUUUGACUGUGUGGCCAAUACUGACGACCAUCUGCCAAUGGGUAAUCUGACAGCCUGCUUUCAAAUGGUGGAAACGACAAAUUGCAAAGCUGAGGCAAUGUCAGCGGGUCUGAACAUCUCAUACAUUGUGAAUGUGGAUCCGAUGAGACAAACAUAUCGAGGGUUCUUCAAAAGUGACAAGAAAGCCAGGAAUUUCACGUCUUACGUCAAUUUAAUGGAAAACAAAGUCUGCUACAACUACACCAUUGCCAUGAUGAAAUGUGUGAAAGACACUCUAACACCCAUCAGCAUCAAAUUAAAUUUCUCCCAAGUGGACAGUGAAAGUGCGAGCAACAUGCUGAAUGUGGACAGCAAAAACCAGGCUGUAGUUGAGAUUCCAUUUGAAAGGCAGUGUGCCAAACAUGACACCUGUAUUGCUGAACUUGAUGUGGAUUUUGACUUCAUGACACCAACAUUAUACGUAGCUGAGGACAACUACUUUAACCUGUCCAUAAAGUUGUCCAACAGGGGUGACGAUUCUUACAACACCAGCCUCAUGAUGUACUAUCCUCCAGGACUCUCCUUUUCCAGACUGACUCUGACACAGGCCACAAGACAAACUCUGCACAGCUGUAAUGAUCUAGAAGGAGUUCUCGACAAAACCCUCUGUGGCAUCAGUCGCCCUGUGUAUCGUGGCCAAUCUGCUGCCACCUUUCAGUCUUCUUUCUACAUUAUCACUGACUACGAGUGGAAUGACACCAUCUCUGUGACCGUCACCGGAAGAAGUGACAAUGCAAACAUCACUACGAACAAUACCAUCACCAAAGUCAUCCCGGUACAACUAGAAAUAAAGAUGGCUAUAACAGUAAAUGAAGGCAGCACCACAUAUCUGAACUUCACAACAGAUGAUUACGGACCUAAAAAAGUGGAAGCCAUUUACAAGGUUGCUAAUCUAGGUUUAAAGGCUUUUCCUGUCAACGUGUCCCUCUUCUUACCAACUAAGCUGGAGCAUGACUUUGAAAUGAUGGACUAUCACGUGUCUGUGAGACAGAACAAAACCACAUGCAGCUUAACAGAUAUCAAAUCUGAAUACUAUGGUAUGCCAGAAAAUGAAAGCAAAGUCAUAAAGUGCGAUACCUUCGUCCUGGAAAAAGAAUCGUCAGCUGAGUUUAAACUGUCUGGACAAGUCCAUUUCAAGGAUCUCAAAAAGAAGGCAGAGAACAUUGCCUUUUUGAAACGAUACACCGGAGAAAGCGGUGAAGUUAAAUUCAGAAGUUUUAUACAUGUUCAGUACGACCAGCGACGAUACGCUCUGGAUUCUCGUGAACAGAAGAAUGACAAGCUCAUGCACCACAAAAUAAGCAGCCUGUGGACGAGCAAGGAUCCAACCUGGAAAUGGACUGAAGUUCGUGUGGAGUUCAUUAUCCCCCUACAUCAAAUGACGAUCAUUUUAACUGGAGUUGGUGUGGGAUUGUUCCUUAUCAUCAUCCUCACAGUCAUCAUGUUAAAGCUGGGAUGCUUCAAGAGAAAGAAAUAUUAUGGAGAGGAAGCUGAUGGUGAUGUUGGAGAGACUGAUGCGCCCUGUGACCCUGACCCCACAAAAAGCCAGUCAGAGAUUGAAGAAAACAAAAGGGGGCUUCUAGAUGAUGAAAAAAAUGGCAGCAUCCAAAUGUGUGACACGCAAGAGAAAAUGUUAGAGUAAAGAAAUCUAACCAAUCAAACGUGAGAGCAGGACCAAGUCCAUGGGCUUUUGUGAGUGAACAGUGUCAUAGAAGAAAAACAGGAUAGUGAAGUGGCACAGUUAGUGAAUUUUAUGAUUUAAGGUUCCUUUUAUUGUUACAAACCACAGUAUGUAUACAAGCAAACAGAAGAAUGAAAAACCACAUAUGGCCCCAAACCCCAGUCCUCUUUUGAACCAACUUUGGCCAGGACAAAGCCCAGAGUGGGCCACAUCUGAGCAACCAAAACCAAAACUCAAACCGAAGCAGGUCUCCUUUUCCACCAUUGUUUGGCCUAAUUGUGGGCCAAACCUAAACCAAAACUGUUCUGCUUUUGAAAUGGUGGUUGGGUCGCACAUUUGUUAAACACGUAACUUGUAUUAAAGCCCUGGAUAUUUUAAGUAAGUGAAAGUGUGGGUCAAAUAAGAUGAAAUUCUCGUAAUAUUUUUUUUUUUUUUUUGACUGAAGUGUAAAAAAUAUGUUCUAGCUUAACCCUAACUUUUUGACUCAUGAGGUAAAAAUGAUCAGGGUGGCCGGGUCAGGAGCAGAUAAAUGGAGCUUAGCUCGUGUGAACUAAGAUAGAUGACAUGUAAAUGCCAUGCAUAAAGGCUAAAAUUGUUUUAUCAUUUUUUUUACACCAUCCAUUAGGGAAAUGUGGGUGUUGCAGG